UCCUCUGCCUCCUCUCCCCCUCCAAUCGUUGCGGAUGUGAUUGUUUUGUCUAUCACACAGGGCAAAGUGGAAGACGGCUCUUGGCUGGGGUGGAGGGAAGAGAGAGACACGCAGUGGGUCCAGGAGCCUGCUGCAGCCGGAUGCCUGUCUGGACUGCUGCAGGCAGAGGACUCCGAAGAGAAGGCUGCCCGAGAAGGCUUGGAGGGGCAGCCCGGAGCACCACCCAGACCCAUGCUGCCGCCACUGAUCCUCUCUCUGCUCUCUGUCCUGGCAGAAGGGGCCAGCCUGCAGCCAAUCCGAAUGAGCCACCUGGGCGUGUGCCCCAACCAGCUGAACCCCAACCUCUGGGUGGAUGCGCAGAGCACCUGUGAGCGGGAGUGCCACGUGGACCAGGACUGCGAAGGCUUUGAGAAAUGUUGCACCAACGUUUGUGGCCUGCGGAGCUGCGUGGCCGCCCGCUACGCGGACGGAGGCCUCUCCUCCCUGGAGCAGGUGCAGGAAGCCACCUGCGAGAGCUUUGUGUGCACCCAGCAGGGCUCGGACUGUGACAUCUGGGAUGGGCAGCCCAUCUGCAAGUGCAAGGACAGGUGCGAGAAGGAGCCGAACUUCACCUGCGCCUCGGAUGGACUCACGUACUACAACAAGUGCUACAUGGACGCCGAGGCCUGCAUCCGGGGCAUCAGCCUCGCCGUGGUGCCCUGCAAGUACAUCUUCACCUGGCCCAACACCAGCCCAGUGCCAGUGGAGACCACCGCGCACCCGACCCCUGGCGCAGCCGCCGAGCUGCCCGUCCCGCCGGCCCUCUACAACAACCCUUUCCACCAGUCGGUCUACAUGGGCGGCACCGUCAGCUUCCACUGCGACGUGAGUGGGCGGCCCCGGCCAGACAUCACGUGGGAGAAGCAGAGCGACCACCAGGAGAACUUCAUCAUGCGGCCCGACCAGAUGUAUGGAAAUGUGGUUGUGACCAACAUCGGCCAGCUGGUCAUCUACAACGCGCAGCCGGAGGACGCGGGCAUCUAUACUUGCACGGCCAGGAACUCUGCAGGGCUCCUGCGGGCGGACUUCCCUCUCUCGGUCAUCAAGAGGGAGCACUCCAGAGGGGGGCCGAGGGCAUCCAGCCCCCCACAGCUUCCCCCGGGUGAGUGCCUGAAGGAGCCGGACAGGCAGGACUGCGAGUCCUACCAAGUCCGCUGGCAUUUUGACCCCAAGAAGGGCUCUUGUGUCACGUUCCAUCACGGCGGGUGCAGCGGCAACCAGAACCACUUCGACACCUACGAGGAGUGUCAGCUGGCCUGCGUCCACAACGCGGGCAACCUCUGUACCCUCCCCAUGGUCCAAGGGCCCUGCAAGAACUGGGAGCCGCGCUGGGCCUACAACCACCUGAUGAAGCAGUGCCACUCCUUCAUUUACGGCGGCUGCGAGGGCAACGAGAACAACUUCGACAGCAAGGAGAGCUGCGAGGACAUCUGUCCUUUCCCCAAGACACCGCAGUGCAAAGCGUGUCGCCUGAAGAACAAGAUGGUCCUCAGCCUCUGCCGCAGCGACUUCGCCAUUGUGGGGCGGCUCAUGGAGAUCGUCGAGGACCAGGACUCGGGGAUCGCCCGCUUUGCGCUGGAUGAUGUCCUCAAGGAUGAGAAGAUGGGCCUCAGGUUCUUCAACAUCAAGUACCUGGAGGUGACUCUGACCGACAUGGACUGGAAUUGCCCCUGCCCCAACAUGACCACUGAAGAUGGGCCCCUCAUCAUCAUGGGGGAGGUGCACGACGGCAUGGCGGUUCUUGACCCCAACAGCUACGUCCGGACCGCCAAUGACAAGCGCGUGAAAAAGAUCGCCGAGCUACUAGAGAAGAAGACCUGCGAGCUUCUCAACCGCUUCCAGGACUAGUGUAGGCCGAGCACCCCUUCGUGGAGAAGGGAAGACAGUCCAGAAUGGUCCCUCCCUGAAGAUGCACCGUUCUCUUUCCAUACCGCUGCAGCUACACAGGACUGGGCUGGAGACAGGCAGGGCUAACUCUAGCACCCCUGGAAGCCCUGCGUGUCCCCAAUGCAGGGACACGUGGAGGCGUGCAAGUCCAGCUCCCCUCCGCCCCUUUGGCCAGCUCCAUGGAUCACCCUCUUGUCUGCAAAUAUUUACAGCUAUUAUCACAAUCCUGUGACUGUGAGCUCCAUUAUGCCUGUAACUACCUAUCGUCUGUUUUUGUGUGAGCUGUAAUUUAUCUGUCCCUGUGAUUUCCACCCCGCUCCACUCCCCUGCUGCUCCAGCCUAUGCAGAAUCAAUAAAAUUAUCCUGUGCUUAUU
Varanus komodoensis (Komodo dragon) is the source of this 2300-nucleotide messenger RNA. RefSeq names its product WAP, follistatin/kazal, immunoglobulin, kunitz and netrin domain containing 1 (gene WFIKKN1). Gene Ontology annotation, molecular function: receptor antagonist activity; serine-type endopeptidase inhibitor activity; transforming growth factor beta binding. The record is from RefSeq and is a predicted model, not a curated record. The coding region runs from base 232 to 1887 and encodes 551 amino acids. Gene Ontology annotation, biological process: negative regulation of transforming growth factor beta receptor signaling pathway. The transcript is spliced from 2 exons. Lineage: Eukaryota; Metazoa; Chordata; Lepidosauria; Squamata; Varanidae. Gene Ontology annotation, cellular component: extracellular region.